Chinchilla lanigera (long-tailed chinchilla) is the source of this 879-nucleotide messenger RNA. RefSeq names its product olfactory receptor 51V1-like. The record is from RefSeq and is a predicted model, not a curated record. NCBI's taxonomy places the organism in Eukaryota, Metazoa, Chordata, Mammalia, Rodentia, Chinchillidae. Gene Ontology annotation, molecular function: olfactory receptor activity; G protein-coupled receptor activity. Gene Ontology annotation, biological process: G protein-coupled receptor signaling pathway. The transcript is spliced from 2 exons. Gene Ontology annotation, cellular component: membrane. Bases 1 to 879 code for a protein of 292 amino acids.
AUGUCUGCUAUGUCUAUCUCCCAUUCAAAUAGCUCUGGAUUUAUCCUCACUGGUUUUAUUGGCCUAGAAGGUUACUAUCAGUGGGUCUCCAUCCCUCUCUCAAUCAUCUAUGCCAUGGUGUUCCUGGGAAACUGCAUGGUGCUCCAUGUGAUUCGAACUGAGCCGAGCCUGCACGAGCCCAUGUUCUACUUCCUGGCUAUGCUGGCCCUCACCGAUCUGUCCAUGGGGCUGUCCACCGUGCACACAGUGCUGGGUGUCCUGUGGAGGUUCAUUCAAGAGGUCAGUCUGGAUUCCUGCAUUGCUCAGUCCUACUUCAUCCAUGGUCUGUCCUUCAUGGAGUCCUCUGUCCUCCUAGCUAUGUCCUUUGACCGCUACAUAGCCAUUUGCAACCCUCUACGCUACUCCUCCAUCCUAACUACUGACAAAAUCAUGAAGAUUGGCAUAGCAAUCUUAUGCAGGAGUUCUUUACUCAUUCCUCCAGUCAUCAUCCGCCUGAAGUUUUUAAACUACUGCCGCCCUCAUGUCCUCUCUCACUCAUUCUGCCUCCACCAGGACUUAAUCAGAAUAGCCUGCUCAGAUAUCCGCUUCAAUAGCAUCUACGCUUUGGCUCUGGUGAUCAGCACUCUGUUGUUGGAUGCAGUGCUCAUCCUAAUCUCCUACGUCAUGAUCCUGCACACAGUUUUAGCCAUUGCAUCCCAGGAGGAGAGAAUGAAAUCCAUGGUGCACCGCUUUGGAAAACACCUCUCCCCACUGGUUCAAGUCCUUAUGGGCAACAUAUAUGUUCUUUUCCCACCUUUGAUGAACCCCAUCAUUUAUAGCAUCAAGACCCAACAGAUACGCAGGAGAAUCCAGAGAUUGUUCUACCUGAAAUCAUCUUAG